Molecule: messenger RNA, 492 nt
Organism: Drosophila obscura
Lineage: Eukaryota; Metazoa; Arthropoda; Insecta; Diptera; Drosophilidae
Exons: 1
Coding region: 1-492 (163 amino acids)
Source: RefSeq, a predicted model, not a curated record
AUGAAGGCUAAGGCCCAAUACAAGGCGGCCCUCAAAAUCCAAAGCCGGCUACAAGGCAAAGAGGACAUCUCCCAAGAGGAGAAGUCCAAACUAGCCUGGGCUGAGCAAAAGGUAGAAGAGGAGCGUCUUUACUACGCGCAGCUGCCUCAGAUUAAGGCGACGAAGGGCGAAUUCGCCAAUAAGGUUGAGGAGCUGAUGGCCACCAAAAGGCAAUGCUCGAUCGAGAGUGCCAAGGAUACUCCGGCGGGCAAGCGGCAACGCGGGUCCAAGGUGGUUAUCCCUCAACCUACGACGAAGAAGCCCAAGCAGAAGGCCAAGUUGAGUGACAUGUCCAAGAGACACCUCAUCGUGGCCCUAAUCGACCGCAGCGAGGAAAAUGGGAAGAUGACGGCGGCGCAGUGGGAACAGGUCCACGCCCAGCUGGUGGAAUCCCUUUUCGCGCGAAUGGAGGACGCGCCGGACGCUCCCAUGCCCACCUUCGACGGUGCGUGA